This is a messenger RNA of Scleropages formosus (Asian bonytongue), 1634 nucleotides long. RefSeq names its product growth differentiation factor 2 (gene gdf2). Gene Ontology annotation, molecular function: cytokine activity; growth factor activity. Gene Ontology annotation, cellular component: extracellular region. Bases 172 to 1404 code for a protein of 410 amino acids. Gene Ontology annotation, biological process: BMP signaling pathway. The record is from RefSeq and is a predicted model, not a curated record. Lineage: Eukaryota; Metazoa; Chordata; Actinopteri; Osteoglossiformes; Osteoglossidae. The transcript is spliced from 2 exons.
GAUAACAGUCAUUUAAACAGGAUGUCGAUGGCUGAGACUGGACAGCAGCACGGUCCAUUGGGCCGUAGAGCAGCGCUCUGUUCGCUGUAGCCCCCUGUCUGCUAAACCAGCUCUUGUUUUAAGGGCCGUCUCUCCAAAACACUGGAGGAGUAAAGUGCACGCAAUUCCAAGAUGCAGCUUGUGAGGAGCCUCUUGUUCCCUCUCUGCUUCAGCCUGAUGGUUUCCUUCGGGUCCUGCUGGUGCAAGCCGCUCGGUGGCAUCGGAUCGGAGGAGGGCUACUUUGGGUCGGCGGAGGAGGACCUGGCUGAAGAGGAGGACACGCAGGCUAGGCUGGAGAGCUUGCUGGGAAACAUGAAGGAAACACUGCUGCGCAAGCUCAACCUGUCGGCCGUCCCGCAGGAGCAAGGACGGAUCGACCCGCCUCCGUUCAUGAUGGAGCUGUACAACAGAUACGCCACGGACACAUCAUCGGGACCGCAGGCCGACGUGAUCCGCAGCUUCAGCCUGCAAGAAAUCACCCGCUCCGAGACAUGUGGGAACCGGUCUGAGCACCGGUUGCUGUUCAAUGUCUCCAUCCCUUGCCAUGAGCACGUCACCAUGGCGGAACUCCGACUGUUUACCCUUUUCAAGCGUCCAGCGGCAGCCUGCAGCAGGACUCGCGCCACCAUCCAGAUAUAUGGUAUGGAGUAUGGCCGGGGCAGGUCUGCGCUCCGCUUCCUCAGCAGCAGGACCGUCGAGGCAGCCCACCAGUCUUGGGAGGCCUUCGAUGUGACCCAUGAGAAUGAGGCUUGGAAGGCACGGGGCCAGAGCGCCAGUGAGUUCGAAGUCCACAUCGAACGAGGUGAAUGUGGUCCUUCUGCAGCAGGAGAGUUCGACAUCAGCCUCAGCCUGAACGACAACAGCUCCGCGGUCCUGAUCGUUUUCUCGGAUGACCUGAGGAAUAAAAAAGACAGGAGGAAGGUCUGGAACGACCUGCAGUCGGCCAUCACGCAGACGGCGGACAGACACCCUUCAGGGGCUCAUGAAGAAAUGGAGAACAAUAAGUUCCCCAUCAUUGCCCACCCUCGGAAAAAGAGGCAGACUCGGAAAGACUACUGCCGCAGAACGUCCCUGCGUGUCAAUUUCAAAGACAUCGGCUGGGAUUCAUGGAUCGUGGCGCCCAUGGAGUACGAAGCGUUCGAGUGCAGGGGAGUGUGCUACUUCCCCCUGACAGAUGACGUCUCCCCGUCCAAACACGCGCUCAUUCAAACUCUGGUCAAUCUGAGCAAUCCCAAAAAGGCCAACUUGGCGUGUUGUGUUCCGACCAAAUUGGACCCGAUCACUGUGAUGUACCAGGAGAACGGCAUACUCACAAUGCGCCAUUUGUACGAGGAGAUGAAGGUGGCAGCAUGUGGAUGUAGGUAGUAAGAGGCUAUCUCUGUACUUUAAUUUAAUAAACUAUACUGUCCUUUGUUUAGCAAUGUAAAUAUUGAUAAAAAAUAUUGUUCUUCACAAAUCCAGUUUGUCAUGAUGGGUGUGGCCAAGUUAAUAAUAACUUGUAUGUGGGUUUGACUUAACAUUGACUAGAUUCCUUUCAGUUCUUUUGAAUAUGCUCUUUUUCUUGGUUAAUUUUUUUCUCUUUUUAAUAUACUGCA